Molecule: messenger RNA, 2542 nt
Organism: Trichomycterus rosablanca
Lineage: Eukaryota; Metazoa; Chordata; Actinopteri; Siluriformes; Trichomycteridae
Gene: dalrd3
Product: DALR anticodon binding domain containing 3
Exons: 13
Coding region: 123-1832 (569 amino acids)
Biological process (GO): arginyl-tRNA aminoacylation; tRNA C3-cytosine methylation
Molecular function (GO): arginine-tRNA ligase activity; ATP binding; tRNA binding
Source: RefSeq, a predicted model, not a curated record
CACCAUGGAUGUCUGAGUAAAGGAAAGCGCACACCCGUCUAUUAAACGUGGUAGAUUUAUAUUUUAUUUCGGCACGGGUUUAGCUGAUCGGUUAUAAUGUUUAUAAUGUAAAGAGUUGAAGGAUGGAGGCUGAGGAAACUGCACCGUUCCGCAUCGACUCGACUGUGCGGGCGCUGCGCUGUGCUCUGCGGGGAGAAGUCGAGCAUGAAGUCGAGUCUGUACAAACCAACAGCGGUAAAAGGAGCUGCUGUGACAGAGAGAAGCUCUGGUUUAAGGAAAGCAGCGUUAAAAACCUGAGGAACAGAGAUUUCCUGGUGCCGAACACAGUUCUGGCUACACUGUACCCGGACUCACAGGUUCCUCCAGACAUUCUAAGCCGUAUCCAGUCUCUUCGUGGGGACGGGGUGUUACCAGUAGCAGGAUGUGAUGUCACGGCAGAAGGGCUCCGUGUAACAGUGGACCGCUGUGCAGCAUUUCGAACUGUACUUUCUGCAGAGAACACCUACUUGAGGCCCGUCGCUCAGAGACAGGAACAUGUCCUAAUCAACUGUCCUGCCCUGCAUGCCAAAUCAGCCCCUCUUAAUCCGGACAGUUUGGCUUUGGGGCAGCUUCGCGCUGUUCUUAUUGCUGAUCAUUUAAGAGCACUGCUCAUGAGACAAGGUUACACAGUGUCCUUCUGUCCUACUCUGCCUGUGGAGAGUGACAUCAUCCAAUUCCUCCGAACUCUAUGCAUUGAUUGGCCGACGACUUCUGCUAGUUGGACCAGUGAGGAGAGAGAGGAAAAGCUGAAAAACACUCUGAAGAACAGUACCUACCAGGAGAAAGAUGAGGAGAGCGGAAAGAGGCAAAAUAAAGAAGAGGGGAUGGAUGAAUGUGAUGCAGGGAGGACCGAGGAGAUCAGGAUAAAUCUUAAACAAGUGAUGGAGGAUGCACAACUGCAGGGGUUUGACCCCACUCUUGGUAUCUGCACAGUGCACAGAGAGGCUUUGUGUCAUCUAGUUCAGCUGGACAGAGCAGCAGAAGAGUAUCCAGCGUCUACACUGACAGUGUUGCAUGUCACUUCCUGUCAGGACGAGUUCCGCCAACAGCAGACAGUCAUGCUGUGGAGAGCCAGCGGUGCUAUGGCAACACAGAGGGUGGUUGUAUGUGGUCCAGUAAAGACGCCUGGCACUCAGAUAAGCUCGGCUCAGUAUCUUCAGUUAAGAAGAGCUCAGAUGAAAGAAGCUUCAGAAAUGAAAUAUGGGGAUCAGGUGGAAGGACAGACAUGGGACGACAUCAUCAGAAUCAUGACCUGUGCUACGGUUCGAUUUGAUCUGCUGUCGACUGCACACACAAGCCCCGUGACUCUGGAUACGCAGCGUGAAGGGGGGGUGUCCACAAAGGGACCCAGAGGUGGAGUAUUCGUUAUGUAUAAUUGUGCAAGACUUCACACUUUGUUUAGCAGCUACGAGAAAGCAGUAGAGCAAGGUGUUUACCCAGAAAUCCCUGCAGCCACAGAGUUAGCAUUUUCAGAUCUUAAGGAGGAGGGGGAGUGGCUUCUCCUUUUUAAUUACAUCAUUCCAUUCGCUGAGCUUCUGGACCAAUCAGGACAUAUUCUGGAUCUUGAAGGGGGAGGAGCCAGAGUUAAUUUAAGAACAGAACAGGUCUGCAGAUUUCUGGUGUCUCUCAGUAAGGACUUUAGUUCUUAUUACAACAGAGUCCACGUACUUGGGGAGCCACUACCUCAUCUCUUCAAUCAGAUGUUUUGCCGGUUAUUGUUGCUGAAGGCUUUGAGAGAACUUUACCACAGUGCACUGGACUCCCUAAAUCUGCCACCGAUUCCACAGCUAUAGCAUCAAAUCCCAGAUAUACAAUCACACUUCCACUACACCCUGUAAUGUUUAAACAGUCAUGUACAAAUGCCCCUACAAUGCUAAAAACAGAUUUACUAUUAUCUUUUUCCUGGAUUUUAUCUCCCAAUCUGGUUGUUUCACAUUCCAAAAUGUGAAUCCGCUGCUGCUUGCAAAGUUCCAGAUCUGAUCAAGGAGAGUCGGAUCACCACACACCCCCUCUGACAUGUGUUAUCACCUGCCAGUGUUGGGUUUCCAUACAGAGCUGAAUGACAUACAGAGAGCCAUGCUAUUUUUUGUUUGACACCCCAGCCCACCCCAUUUGUCGUAUGACCCGUCGUAUUGACCCUGUCCGAACUCCAUCUCAUACAUGACCAGUUGUGUUUGUAUGGAUGCCCGGUCAGGUCGGUGGCUCUGCUGAUGUUUGAACUUGUGAGUUUAAACAUUCUGCAGUGGUGUGCCAGUGUGUUAGACCGCUGUGCCACCCGAGCACCCUUCUUAAUUUCUGUUAACCUCCCAGAACAUCCCAAAGAAUUUUCCUGCACAACAUUAAUUUCCUUAAACAUCAAAACUUACUAAGCUGUCUUUGUUCUGAGUUACCUCAAUUAAACCCACCUAAUAUGUUUUUUAUCUCAAAGUCAAACUACACUGGCCCAACUUUAGGAAUGAAGUACUGAAUUCUAACAGAAAAUAAACCAGCCAAACCAAAACAA